ACAAAUGAACGAUUGCCGCCGCCAUUGCCGGCCCUCUUCCGGCAGCAUCCAAACAACAUGGCGGACGCAUCAAAAGCACACAAGUUAAAAUUAGCGAAUUCCAGAAAAAGGUUCAAAGAAUUGCAAGAAUUAAAGAAAAAGAAAGAUGCCACAAAUACAUCUGUAGAAAAUGAUGCAACCGAGCAAACCCCAGUAGAUAGUUUAACUAGUUCAACACAUAGCUCAAUAAAUAAUGAUAUAAAUGCUGAUAGUUCUGUGGUGCAAGCCACGCCGCUACCAAAUUAUUUUAAUAGUAGUAAUAAUAAUUACGGUGAUAAUUGGAUGUUUUUUGACACAAUAUCUCCGAAAACUAAUGAAAAGCCGUCUACUAGUAUUACGAAAAUGGUUAAUAAUAUUGUACAGACGCCCCAAUGUGAUAUAGAACAACCUUCUGAAGAUAAUGAUUAUUCUCUAUUUAAUCAAAGUAACCAGCAAAGUUACGUUAAAGAAACUCAACAAAUAAUUAGACCUAGUACGGAUUCUUUAACUUUGGAAGAUCCCGAACUAAAGCAGAAUGAAAUUUUCGAGCAUCACGGUAAAAAAUCCGAAGGCAAUCCGUUUUCGGAGCAAAAUAGGCAAGAUUUAAUAGACUUUUUACACAGCGGGUCGCAGCAAGUUAGCGAUAUCGAAAAUAAAGCAAUUAAAAAUGAGAUCGCCCGAAAUUCCAGUAAAGCAAUUGAAGGUGUUCAACACUCUAACACAAGUAGCCUUAGUUAUUUUUCAAAUCAGAUGGCACAAUCCCAGCAACCAUUUAAUGAGACUGGCUCUAUGAGCGACUUAGAAAAAAGAAAUAUCGAACUAACUACUAAAUUAGAACAAGAAAAAUCAUUAGCCAAUCAAUAUCAAUCAAAAAUAACCGAUUUAGAAUCAAAAAUAACGCGAUUAGAAAACGAAAUUAGUUCGAAUGAUAAUUCUUUGGAAUUGAAUAGGUUUAGUGAAGAAUUAAAUUGCCAUACUCAAACCAUCAGACUGUUAGUUAGCGAAAAAACGGAAUUAUCGGCAAAUCUUACGCAAUUAGAAACGAAUUUUAAACAAAAAUCGUCUGAAUGUGAGGAGCUGCAAGCGCGUUUAAAAAAUUCGAGAUCUAGAGCUUUUGAAUUAGAACAAGAGUUAAAUAAUCUAAAAUCUGAUAAAAUUCGCAAAGAAAGUAGCGGCGUUGAACGAAACGAACUCUUUGUACAUCUACAAAGAGAUUAUGAUGUUCUCCGAGAACAAAAAGAUGAGCUAUCACAAGAUCUACUGGAGGUUAGAGAAAAAUUGAGGACUACUGCUGAAGAUAAAGCGAAUCUUCAGAAAGUAAACAGCGAAUUAUCUACUAGGUUAUCUUUGGCGGAAGUCAAAAUUCAGCAGCUGAGCAGUUCUGGUCCCCAUACAGUGCAAGCGGAAUUUGACAAAUUGGUGCAAGAGAAGAGCCAACUUGAACGUGAGGUGGCUACUUUGAACACUAUGCUGAAAAGUAUAACUAAGGAACGCGAUGAAUCCACCGCUCACUACCAACACUACACUGAAGAACUCAACUCACAACUAACCACCCUUCAAGACCAAUUCCAACGACUGCAACAAGAAAAUGAAAACCUCCUCGUGCAGGAACAGAACCGCAUUCGCCACAUCGGCGAUCUCGAAAGACAAAUGCAGAGCGUCCAAAACGAUCGUGCAGCAUUUUCGACGAAUUUUUCAGACGGCAGUUUGAAAAACGACUUGGAAGUGACGAAAGAGCUGUGCGUUCAGUUGCAGAUGGAAAAAACCGAACUCGAAGAGAACUACACCAAAACUCUCAACGAAAAGGACAUGCUCCUUAAAGAACUCUCUGCCAAAAACGACUCUCUGAGUCAAUUAGAAAGCAUGGUCGAACAGCUACGCGGCAACCAACCCGAUAGCGUCAAACUGUUGGCGACCAUGGAAAGCGACAAAGUUGCCGCCGCUCGGGCCGUUCAACAAAACAAAGAACUGAAGGAACAGCUCGAAAGCAUGCAGGAGGUGUUCGCCAAAAUGGACAACGAUAAGGUUGAACUAACUGAAAAACUGGCAUUCGAAACCUCUAGUAACAAAGACCUCCUCGAAAAGCUGCAAAAAACCGAACUACAACUCCAAAGACUGACCGACGCCAUAGAGAUUAAAGACCGCGAAUUAUCGCUGUUGCGAGAUUCGUCAGCCGAACUCAACAAGCAGGUGCUGCAUCAAGAACAACUCGCAGAUCGAUUAAGACACUAUGAGGCCCAUGAUAACUCGUCACAUUCCCUCCAGAGCGAGCUACAAGACGCCAAACAGACCGUCGUUCGAUUAACGAACGAAAUCAACGUUCUUAGAAAUCAAAAAGAACACGGCAUCGAUGAUGUCGAUCUGAGAUCGCGAUUAGAUGAAAUGAGAUUGAAAAACGAAGAAUUGAUGACUAAAUUGGAGAAUCACACUGAAACUGACAAUAAUAACGCUUCCGAAUCGAGUAAAGAAACUAAAUGUGAACGUAUGUUGGAGAAGGAAGAGGCGAUGACGCGUUUGGAGGAGAAAGUAAAGAAGACGAUGCAAGAGAUUGCCGAUUUGAGUGAUGAGAAGCAACGAUUGGAGCAUUUGGUGCUUCAGUUGCAGAGCGAGACUGAAACGAUCGGCGAGUAUGUGGCGUUGUAUCAGCACCAGCGGAUGAUAUUGAAACAGAAGGCGGAAGAGAAAGAUGAACAGUUGGAGCAAUUAGCUACAGACAGGGAACAAAUCAAAGCGAAACUAGAAAAACUGAAUCAAUUAGUAGAAAGGCUAAUAAAAGAAAAACCCAUAGAAGUCGGUAGGGAUCUUUUAGAUCAGUACCAACAUAAUCAGGAUUCGCAAGAGCCGCCGUUGCGCUUGCCGGAUUCGACGCAUAUAGACGGAAACGAUGAAGCGGCUGAGGAGAUUUUGACAUUGUUAUCUGAGAUUAAAAGCAGUAAUUUGGUGGAACCCAAGGAGAGUGUACACAGUUGUCCGUAUUGUUCGGGGCAGCUGUUAACGGUGUAGUUUGAAUUUUUAUCCAUUUCUGGAGUACUGGAGAAGAGGAACUUGUAUAUUUUUGUAAAUUUUUCUAAAGCCUGUUUUGACUUGAAGAUAUAUUUUAUGGACCAGUUUAAAUAAUUUAUUUAUUUAUUCUAUUAUUUCUUUUUUUUUUUUAGGUUAGAUUAGAUCUGUAUUUAAACGGUUCGUUUCGAAGACGCCCUAAAAAUUGGCUGAAUGUAAGAUGUAUUUAAUUUAUGGUUUUUAUGGCAUCUUCAAAACGGGCUUUGGUUACUUAAAUUUUUUUAGCGAUAAUCGUACGUUUUUGUUUUGUUUGUUCACUUGUCAACUAUCAAAAUUCCACUCGUUUUUAUUUG
Molecule: messenger RNA, 3371 nt
Organism: Psylliodes chrysocephalus
Lineage: Eukaryota; Metazoa; Arthropoda; Insecta; Coleoptera; Chrysomelidae
Source: the annotation of a GenBank genome assembly